UUAAAUUCAAACCUAACAUGAAACAGAGAUCAACAGCAUCGCCAAGAGUUCGCUCUCCAAAGAGGAAAACCAUGCCUACAUCAAGUCCUGAUUCUUACUCUUUGUGAGAUGCUAUGAUUGCAAGUGAGAUGGAAUGGCUCCUACAUAAUCUUUGGCACAAGGAAGCAGGGAAACCUGUUAUAAAGUAUAAUUUUAAAAUUCCCGAUACCGUGAUUUACAAAAUUUGCAGGCCUUAUGCUUGGUACUUCACUUCAAAGGAAGGUUUUAUUCUAAAAUAAGACAAAUACUAAGCUCACCCAUGAACAUGUGCAUGAAACUUUUUCCAAGAAGCUUAUGAGCGAUGUGGUGGCUACUGCUUACCGUGUUAGCACUACAAAAGUCACUUCAAAGGUGACCUUAGAGUACUUGCACAAGAAAGAGUUCAAAGAUUUUAUUUAUUUUAAUGAAGACAAACUUCAUCUAGAGAUUCUUCAGAAGUUUCCAGUCUGAAAAGGGAAAUAUAACGAAGUUAUUCGAUGCGACUGGACUCCAACUAUAAAUAUGGUAGAGAAAAGGGUAAAUCAGACUCUUUUUAGUAAGUAGAUGCACUCCUUACGAGAAGGUAGUUACUUAUGAAGGUCCUACAGAAAUGUCCAAGUCUCAGAGCGUCGUUUCUAAGAUGCUGCUCACUGAUAUCAAUGUUGCAUGCAAAUUUAUAGCAGAUCAGCUUACUUCAAAUGGAGCUACUCUCAAGCAUGCUAAUUUUUAUUUCAAAAUUGACACGGAUGAUGAACUUGUCCUUCUUUUUGCAAAUAAUUUCAAGGUUGAACCCUUCAUCAGAAUCUGUACUGGAUACAAAGAUAUCAUUCUAUCCAUCCCUGAGAGUGCAAAGGAAGAUUUAUUAUCCAGAAAAACAGAAAAUGAUGAUGAGUCAGACUUUCCAUCAACCCAAUCAGGAAUAAAGAAAGGUAUUAGCACUCAAAUUGAAUGCCCGUUCUGCAAAAGAUUCACUGAAAAGUCCGGAUCUUAUGAAUUUACGCUCAAAUUCCUUCUCGAUAUUUAUGAAUACUAUAUUUCGAUGCCAAAAAGAAGUCUUUUUGAUGACGGGAGAACUAUUAGAGAAAAUCUUCCAAUUCACCAGAUUUUUGAGUGUCCUAGCUCAGCAAACAAAGAUUUGUCAAAAAUAAUAGAGUCUCAAACCGAGGAAGAAGAGAAAGAAAACCAAGAUCUCAGCCAAAAUGAGGAGAAUUCAAAGCCCAAAGUACCGAAAAUACUACAUUUUCUGUACAAAAAUAUCAACUUUGAAGCAUAUCAGAAGAAGAUGAAUGACCCGAAUUGGCUGUACAAGAGUGUGCUCCUCUGUGAUCAGUGAUAUAACUAUAUCAAGGAUAUAUCAGAUGUAAUGGUGUUCAAUAAAACUCUGAAUUGAUACAAAGAUGAACUCAAAAUAGAUAGCCUCAAUGAUAACGACCUGCAGCACCAGUUGAAUAAGAUAGAUAGCCAGAUGUACACUCUCGAGAACACUUCUUUUGACGAUAAAAGUUCCAGACAGGUUUCUCCUGAACGAGCAGGGGCUGAGAAGAAGGAUGUUGGCAAAAUUAAUUUUAAAUACUCGAACACAAGUAAAUUUAUCAACAAAGUUAAAUAAAGCAUCUGUGAAUAAUAAGAAUAAUACUCUUGGGAAAUAACGAUUUUACACCUAGGAUGCACCAGGAAAGUCAGAAGCCUCUUUCGAAGAGAUCCAACAGAGAUGCAUCUGGAAAAGAUACAGAGGCCAAAACUCAUGUGAAGGUGAUGAAGAAAUGCUCAACCGCAAGAAUCCUCUUGAGUAGAUCAAAAGCAAGGAUACCUAAAUAUUUUGCAAAAGGAAACAUUAAGGAAAAUGCUCCUACAGCUCCUACAUUCAAGCACCACCCAAGUACAAACUAUCCCCAGCUUCCACAAAUAAUGCGAAGGAAUAUAUCUGGAACUUUGGCUAUCCCUAGCUCUCCUAAGAUGACUAAAGAGGCUAAAAAAAUAAAGGCAAUUCUAAAGAAGAGACCCUCACUCAAAAGUGACUACUUGACAAUGUGAUCUACCAUGAAGACAGAUUUGAAGAGGCCCACUCCAAGAGAGAUCUACACUAGCAGAGGUUCACGUAGAGAGCCACUUGAGAAGCCAUUGACAACAUUUAAGAGAAGACGGAAUACUAAGGGUGUUACUUUGAGGAACAAAACAAAGGAAAUGAGGCUUAAGAGAAACCAACUCUCUGUAAGGAAUGCUUACAGUGCUUUCUCACAAAAAAGAUCUAGAUAACACAAUUUUCAUGCAUUUUCAAUA
This is a messenger RNA of Moneuplotes crassus, 2298 nucleotides long. The record is from the annotation of a GenBank genome assembly. NCBI's taxonomy places the organism in Eukaryota, Ciliophora, Spirotrichea, Euplotida, Euplotidae.